GGUUCGCCCGAAAGCUUCCAAAUCCAACAGUUCCAUUUGCCUUCCCGACCAACAACCUUCAACGCCGUCUUGAUCAGCCCAACGCGCCGUGCCGACAUAACGAACCCAUUCAUCUCGGGGUGCGGUUGUAUUCAGGAUAGCCCAUUACAUAGUGGACUCUAAAACCACCCGAAGAACUCGAUUCGAAAUCCUAACCGCAUCGAAAACUCAUCGCCCUCACGAUGCCAGCCCUUGUUUCGGCAACCGGAGUCCUGGGCUUCCUGGCGGACGAGGAGCCGGAACUUAAAGUGUUCGCCCUUAGGACCCUGAACGAUGAUCUCGACACCGUCUGGACUGAGGUGGCCGGCGCAUUGAGUCAGAUUGAGGCGCUGUACGAAGACGAGAGCUUUCCCGAGCGCCAGCUUGCCGCCCUCGUUCUCGCCAAGGUCUACUUCCACCUGCAGGCAUAUAAUGAGAGCAUGACCUUUGCGCUCGCCGCGGGCCCUCUUUUCAAGCUCGAUGCGCCGGGCGAAUUCGAGGAGACGAUCAUCUCCAAGUGCAUCGACCAGUACAUCGCCGUCUCGUCGGCUCGCCACACUCCAUCGAAGCUGUCCAAGAACGACAUUGCGCUGCCGUCUCUCGCGACCACAUUCGGUAGCGGCUCGUUCGACGGCUCGGCCUUGAUCUCGCCAACCACUCCUUUUUCCCAGUCGACGCUGCCUUCCAAGUCUCUGCUUUCCCGCGCCUCGGUCGACAACACCAUCCUGGACCCCACAUUCCAGCCCACGAAGGAGGGGAGGUCCGCCUCGGUGGCUCAGAUCACCGACAACACGACUUGGACUGCCUUGGAGAGUGCGAUUGAGCGUCUAUUUGAAAGCUGCCUGAGGGAAGGCAAAUAUCGGCAGGUUGUCGGUAUUGCUGUGGAAGCCAAAAACCUUGACGUGCUCCGCAGAGUUAUCAAGAGGGCCAGUGAGACGAAGGCGCAAGAAGGUGCCCAAAGCCCGGCGGAGGAGUUGAUGGACUACGCCCUAAGCAUUUGCAUGGAUAUCGUCCAGGAACGUGGCUUGCGGACCGAGAUUCUGCGCUUAAUUCUCGAUCUCCUCAACGAAAUUCCGAACCCGGACUACUUUGCCAUCGCGAAAUGCGUCGUCUACCUUGACUCGGACGAGGAGGCCUCCGCGCUGCUUAAGCAGCUCAUCACCAAGGGUGACAAGUCUGCGAUCGCUGUUGCGUAUCAAAUCGCAUUCGACCUCUACGACAACGGCACCCAGGAGUUCUUGGCAAAGGUCAUCAAGUCUCUCCCGUCCGGUGAGCCGCCAAAGACGCCUGAAGCACAGCAAGCGGGCGACGACGCUGCCGAGUCUGAGCCUCUUCUUGGAAACCAAAGCUCCGAGGAAGAGCUGCCAGAGGAUGUGGCCAAGGUUUACAGAAACAUCCGGUCAAUUCUCAACGGCAGCACGACUAUCAGGCUGAACCUCGAGUUCCUCUACCGCAACAACCACACAGAUCUAAGCAUUCUCAACAAGGUCCGGGACAGCUUGGAGGCGCGCAAUUCCAUCUUCCACACCGCCGUCACCUUUUGCAACGCGUUCAUGAACGCGGGCACCACUCACGACAAGUUCUUCCGGGAUAACCUGGAGUGGCUGGGCAAGGCUGUCAACUGGUCCAAGUUCACAGCGACCGCCGCGCUCGGUGUCAUCCACCGCGGCAAUAUCAGUCAAUCUCGCAAGCUUCUUGAGCCUUACCUCCCAAAGCAAGGUGGCGUGUCCAGCGGUUCCAUCUUCAGCCAAGGUGGAGCCCUCUAUGCUUAUGGCCUGAUCCAUGCAAACCACGGCGCCGAUGCCCUGGAUUACCUUGAAACCAUGUUCAAGGCGGCCGACGAGGAAAUCAUUCAACAUGGCGGCGCGCUGGGCCUCGGCAUUGCUGGAAUGGCGUGCGGCGACGAGCAGAUAUAUGAUGAGCUCACCAAGGUGCUCUUCGCUGAUUCGGCGCUCAAUGGCGAGGCUGUUGGCUUGGCUGUGGGCUUGAUCAUGCUUGGAACAGGAAACGCCAAGGCCCUCGAGACGCUGUUCACCUACGCCCAUGAAACGAGCCACGAGAAAAUCGUCCGCGGCUGUGCUCUCGGCAUGGCGCUUAUCAUGUAUGGGCGACAGGAGGGCGCCGACAGCAUGAUCGAAGGUCUCUUGAACGACCCUGACCCAACAUUGCGCUACGGUGGUAUUCUCACCGUCGCCCUUGCCUACUGUGGCACCGGAAGCAACAAGGCCGUCCGGAAGCUUCUCCACACUGCCGUGAGCGACGUCAACGACGACGUCCGCCGCAUUGCCGUGAUGAGUCUGGGCUUCAUUCUCUUCCGGAAGCCGGGCAGCGUCCCUCGCAUGGUCGAGCUGCUCGCUGAGUCGUACAACCCCCAUGUACGGUACGGCUCUGCCAUGGCCCUGGGUAUCGCAUGUGCUGGCACGGGGCUGGAUGAGGCCAUUGAUUUGCUCGAGCCCAUGAUGAAGGACCCUACCGACUUUGUCCGCCAGGGUGCGCUCAUCGCCCUCUCCAUGAUCAUGGUACAGCAGAACGAGGCCAUGAACCCCAAGGUCACCGCCAUCCGGAAAACUUUGAAGAAGGUGGUUGGAGACCGCCAUGAGGACGCCAUGACUAAGUUCGGCGCUGCACUUGCGCUCGGUAUCCUCGACGCUGGCGGCCGGAACUGCACGAUUGGCCUCCAGACCCAGACAGGCAAUCUUAACAUGGCGGGCAUUGUCGGCAUGGCCGUGUUCACUCAGUACUGGUACUGGUUCCCCUUUACUCACUUCCUGUCGCUCAGCUUUGUGCCUACGUCGAUCAUUGGCCUCGACCACGACCUCGAGAUGCCCAGCAUCAAGGUCCACUGCGCUACUCGUCCCAGCCUGUUUGACUACCCCCCCGAGCAAGAAGUCAAGGUUGAGGAAGGACCUGCCAUGGUGACCACCGCCAUUCUUUCCACCACGGCCCAGGCCAAACGUCGGGCGCAAAAGAAGGAGCGGGCUCAGCGUCGCGAGAGCAUGGACAUUGACACUCCUACGGUUACCAAGACGCCCGCACCAGCGGUUGACAAGAUGGAAGUGGACGAGGAGAAGAAGCCCAAGGCUGAGGAGCCGAAGGAGAAAGAAGGCGAUGCGGGUUCCGAGAAGGAAGGCUCGGCUGGUCCAGAUGCCAAGAAGAAAGCCGAGAAGGAGAAGGUUGGCUACGAGAUCGAGAACAUGUCGCGUGUCCUCCCCGGCCAGCUCAAGUACAUCAGCUUCCCGGCUGGGCGCUACAAGCCGGUCAAAAAGCCCACUGGCGGACCGAUUCUUCUUCACGACACGCAGAUCGAUGAGCCCAAGGACCUGAUUGAAGAGAAGCUCAAGAAGGCAACGACCGAGCGUGCUCCUGUAGCCGGUGCCGCUACGGGUGCCGCCGGCGCGACGCCUCGUAACGCCGCGCAGUCGCUGCUCUCGAACUGGUCGUCGCGGGCGAUGUCCGGCGGCAGCAGCAUCCGGGAACUGAACGAAUUGCUUCGGCUUACUGCGGGCGGAGCAGAGGGACGGGCGGCCCCGGCCGGUAUGGAAGCUGCUGCUGGCGGUGGUAGCGGAGCUGCGGCCGCUGCCGGCGUGCUCACGGCGGUGGACGAGGAUAAUGAGGGCGAUGAGGAGGCCCCGGCGCCGGCCGAUUUCGAGUACUUUACCGACGCCGAGGAGGAAGAGUAGUGGAAAUCCCUCAUCGACGCCCUUGAGCCGGAGUCGUAGAAUGGACGGGUGUAGAUGAGAGCAGCGGUGUAUGAUAGUUGUUGUAACUGUGGGGAGCGCAGAGGGAUUGAUAAUAGACUGGUCCGGCUCAUCCAGGCCUUAGGCUCUAUUCCUGACACCAUCGGUGCUCGAAAUACAGUUACAGUACAUCCCUG
Parathielavia appendiculata is the source of this 3892-nucleotide messenger RNA. RefSeq names its product 26S proteasome regulatory complex, non-ATPase subcomplex, Rpn2/Psmd1 subunit. Gene Ontology annotation, biological process: regulation of protein catabolic process; proteasome-mediated ubiquitin-dependent protein catabolic process. Gene Ontology annotation, molecular function: enzyme regulator activity. Bases 222 to 3698 code for a protein of 1158 amino acids. Gene Ontology annotation, cellular component: proteasome regulatory particle, base subcomplex; nucleus; proteasome complex. The record is from RefSeq and is a predicted model, not a curated record. The transcript has 3 exons. NCBI's taxonomy places the organism in Eukaryota, Fungi, Ascomycota, Sordariomycetes, Sordariales, Chaetomiaceae.